Aspergillus campestris IBT 28561 is the source of this 1036-nucleotide messenger RNA. Its product is annotated as translation initiation factor 6. The record is from RefSeq and is a predicted model, not a curated record. Bases 242 to 988 code for a protein of 248 amino acids. Gene Ontology annotation, cellular component: cytosol; preribosome, large subunit precursor; nucleolus. The transcript is spliced from 5 exons. Gene Ontology annotation, biological process: maturation of 5.8S rRNA; maturation of LSU-rRNA; assembly of large subunit precursor of preribosome. Gene Ontology annotation, molecular function: ribosomal large subunit binding. NCBI's taxonomy places the organism in Eukaryota, Fungi, Ascomycota, Eurotiomycetes, Eurotiales, Aspergillaceae.
UUUUGAUAUAAAUACCUAUUAUAGCUGAGAGCUUAACCAGGUAUCUUUAACCUAUUCUAUCCAGCUCCUUUAACCUCCGUAUCUGUGGUGCUGGUUCUUAUUCCUCCACCUGUUUGUUCUCCGACGUUUUCCACCCCGCCCGCACAUAUUUUCUCCUCACUGCCUGCCCCUCCAACAUCAACCACCACCUCUCGACACUAUUUCCUCAAACACCACCCACGACAUCUCAUACAGAACAGCUAUGGCGGUCCGUGCUCAAUUCGAGAACUCCAACGAAGUCGGCGUCUUUUCCCGUCUGACGAACUCUUACGCGAUUGUCGCUGUUGGUGCUUCGGAGAACUUUUACAGUGUGUUCGAGGCUGAACUGCAAGAUGUUAUUCCCAUCUGUCAUGCUUCUAUCGCGGGGACUCGCAUUGUUGGUCGUUUAACAGCUGGUAACCGCAAAGGCCUCCUGGUGCCCACGACCACCACAGACCAAGAACUUCAACAUCUGCGGAAUGAUCUCCCGGACGAUGUCAAGAUCCAGCGCAUAGAGGAGCGACUGUCGGCUUUGGGGAAUGUCAUUUGCUGCAACGAUCAUGUGGCUCUCAUACAUCCUGAUUUGGAGCGCGAGACGGAAGAGAUCAUCGCCGACGUCCUCGGCGUGGAAGUCUUCCGCCAAACAAUCGCCGACAACGUCCUCACAGGCUCCUACAUGGCCCUCUCCAACCAAGGCGGCAUCGUCCACCCCAAGACCUCCAUCCGCGACCAGGACGAGCUCUCCUCCCUGCUGCAGGUGCCCCUCGUCGCCGGCAGUGUCAACCGCGGCAGCUCCGUCGUCGGCGCCGGCAUGGUCGUCAACGACUGGCUGGCCGUCACCGGCCUGGACACGACGGCGACCGAGCUGAGCGUUAUCGAAAGUGUGUUCCGUCUGGGCGAGAUGGGUCCUCAGGGCGUGGGGAUGGGGAAUUCGGCUAAUAAGGAGAGUAUUGUGGAGAGUUUUUACUAGUUCUCUUUCUCUCUCUGUCGUUUCCCUUCCUUGUUUCUAUUUUUUUUU